CCUACUUUAAUUUUUUUUAACUCGCAUAAUUUUAUCCUCACACUGCGUCCCACUUUCAUACAGGUGGGGAGAUACUUCUCAUAAAAACAAAUAAAAUAAAAAAAUCAUAUCCCCCCACUGUUGAAAUGUUAUAUAUAAGUAGAAUGCACCAGUUGGGCUGUCUGGUCACUUGAGCUAAAUAUUAUGGAUUUUCUAUCUCCCAAAUCAUCGGCCAACAAUGACGUGAAUAUUUUAGACAAUACAGUCAAUAUGACAACUCUUUAUUCUUUUAUUCAUUCAUCACAAAUACCGAUUGAUAAUAUAUAAUGAAAAAAAAAAUUCACGAGUCAGUAUGGUGAAACAAAAAUGCACAUAAUUAAUCAUUGUUAUUCCUUAUUUCAACAUGACAAUUUUAUUCAACAGUAAUUACAUCUGGACUUUCAAUGAUUUUUUAUUGUUCAAAUGUUAUUUGCCUUAUUAAAAUAACUGAAACAAAUAAUUAAUUUUUUUUUUUAAAUUGACGUGAUAAAGAUAAAUAAAUAAAUAAAUAAAUAAAUAAGGUGAUGGCACUGGGUCAAUAGAUAUUCUAUUCAUGAGAAUUGAUUUGUAUGUGAGAAUGCAAAAAAAGUUGGAGUAGGAGUGAUUGUAAAGUCUGUUGCAGGCAUUGACAUCUCUUAACAUUUUACUGUGAAGCGUGUUACAGUCCUGACUGCAUGUUGUAGAUUAAAAUUAAAAAAUUAUUAUUAUUCAUAAAAUAAAAAAAUAAUCAUUGUUUAUAAUGAAUUUAUUUAACUGUGAUAUUAAAUUUUUAUUAUUAAGUAUUAUUAUUUUUUGUGAAUUUUUAAUAACUGAACAGCAACCAAUUUUAUCGAGGAAUACAUAUAAAGGACUGAAAGGGGUUGCUCCAUCAGAUUACGUUUUCGAUUCAGGUUUUAAUCGUGCUGUUUAUUUUUAUGAACAAACUGUUGCUGUUGUUGAUAUUAAUAAAAAAAAUGAAAUGCUCAACUGUGAUAUUAUUGAAGUUUAUGAAUCAAGUGAAGCGAAUGAGGUAUUGGGAAAUUUAUCAAAAACAGUUAAACCAUCAGAAGUUAAUUUUCAACAAAUGACAAAAUUAAUGCACAGAUGUGAAGUACUUGAUCUUAUGCAGAGAUAUGAUGUCAAGGAAAAAAUUCAACCAAAAGGUGCUUUAGAGCGUGCUAAUGUUUUUGGUACAAAUGCUUUGAAUUUAUUGUCAGGAAUAUUACCAGGCACUAAGUGGUGUGGAACUGGGGAUCUCGCAGCAAAUUAUCACGACCUUGGCACAGAGAUUGAAAUUGACAAAUGUUGUCGAACUCAUGAUUUGUGUCCAAUUAAAAUAAAAAGUAAAAAAAGUCGAUAUAAUUUGACAAACACCUCAAUUUACAGCAAAUCUCACUGUGAUUGUGAUAGAAUUUUUUAUAAAUGUUUAAAAAAAACUAAAAAUUCACAAGCAAGUUUAAUGGGAAAACUCUAUUUUAAUGUUGUGAAAGUUGGAUGUAUUGAAGAUUUACCUGAGAGAAUCGACGACAUAUCAACAUCCCGAAGAUUUGUACCAAGUCAACUUUCAUUUUAA
Messenger RNA from Aphidius gifuensis, 1570 nucleotides. RefSeq lists its product as uncharacterized. Bases 758 to 1570 code for a protein of 270 amino acids. The record is from RefSeq and is a predicted model, not a curated record. Lineage: Eukaryota; Metazoa; Arthropoda; Insecta; Hymenoptera; Braconidae. Gene Ontology annotation, biological process: phospholipid metabolic process; arachidonate secretion. The transcript is spliced from 5 exons.